AGGAGAGAGGGGUACGGGAUCGGCAAAUGACCACACACCGGGAAUCAAACUCCGGUUGCCGAAAGUGCAUAAGCCCACUACACCAUCGGCUCAGACCUAUCAUCUUGUUUUGUGUGGGAUUCUGGCGGUUUCUGGCAUUACAAGCUUUUGUUAACCGUAGCAAGUUGGCAUAGUAAGGUUAGGGUUAGUUGACUGCAUCAUGCCGGAAGAGCCGCAGGCGCAUCUCAAGACGUUCUGCAAUCCAUUCCACUCCCUCUUGUAUGCCAGGUUUUUUUAAAGUGCACCUGUUUCAUUGCUAAUAAAACAACGUUAUUUAGUGUAUUUGGUAUAAUGCAGUGUGUUUGUGUGGUUUAUGGUUAAAAGAAACCUUAUUUUCCACAUACCGUACAUUUUUGUAGCUCCAGAUUUCACUUUCUUCCUGAAACGCACUGAUUUGAAAAGCUCUGUUUCUCUGAUUGGCCAGCUGAUCUGUACAUUGUGAUUGGCCUAAAUACCUCUAAUGUCAGUCGGAAACGUGACGCUCCUUACUAUAUUUGAAAGAUUCGGUUGCUAACAGGAGUUAACUUACAGGCUGUGAGUCUGAAGCGGGAGGAAUUAUUAUAAUGUCGGUCUUGUUUACAUCACCAAUCCCAGGAAGUAAACUGUUGCCUACAAUCCGUGUGUUUGUUGUAGUCCAAGAAAAGAGAUUAACGUUGGAGACGAUAACUCACAUAAUGGUUUACUUUGGGGUUUGUACCUUUUGCAUAUCAUUAACAUGAACUAAUACACACUUAAGGGCGAUUUAUAGUCGUGCGUAGGUCUAUCCGUAGCCUGUGCGUAGCUCUGCGUAGCCUGACGCGCACCUCAUAAAAUUUCUAACAGCGUGUCGGCUCUACCCGGACCGCAAGCGCUGUGAUUGGUCCACCAGAACCCCUCCCGUCAGGUAAAAAAAACUGUGUCAUAGGUAUUUCCGUUUGAGACGGUGAAAACAAAGAUGAGCCAAGUUGAAGAGUGAUUUAACUCAAACUGCAACAUAAGUCGCUAUUUAUUUAUUUCCAUCAUUGCUGGUCUUCUCAAAUUAUACACAACAAGUUGCUAUUUCUUCUUCGUUUGUGGGUUAACUUGCUUAGCUUCUUCUUCUGUGACGACUUCUGCUGCUACUGUGGUUACACGCGUGAUUACUGCCAACCAGCGGACGCGGAACCUACGCCGUUGCUGCUACGCCUUAGGACCUACGCACGACUAUAAAUCGCCCUUAACUUACACACCAAAGGAAAUUUAAAAACAUAAACCGGACCAUAGGUGCUCCUUAAUAAUAUUUACUGUGUUUGAAAAAAACCUGGUAUACUGUUUGAUAACCUAAAUCACCCAGCACUAUGUCACCGAGCAGUUUUCAGUGUUUGUCUUGUAUAGAGAUUAUUUUGAGACAUUUAUGUUACGCAGAGGUGUAUUUCAAUGAGGGUUAGGGUUAGGGCAGGUUUCUUCUAUUUUCACCGCAUGACAACUCCCUUACAAAGUGUGGAUGAUUGAAGCUGCAUUGGCCUCGUGUUAAAUCCCCUCAGCACAGUCAUUUAACAAGCGAUAGAGAGGUAAUUCUGGAUGAAUUUCAGAAGCUGCCCUCAAAAGCUUCUCUCGCCAUCAAACUCGACCCGCAAUGGUUAAGGGCCUCCCAAAUACGAAGGCGUUAUAUAUGAGUUCUCACUGAUGGGCUGAUGUGUGGUUUUGUAGGGGCCGGUAUCUCUCUGCCCCACCACAAUGACCUUGUGCUGAUUGGCCUGUGUCUGGUCUGAGCGUUUAUCUUUCUCCCUCUGCAUUCUGAGUAUCGAUGCGGCAGCAUCAAGUCCCAACGUGCCGUGCCCAGGGUGCCACCAGCCCCUCCCCUCCCCGAGCGACGCUGCACACUCACGGCCUAAGAUCCAUCUCUUCUCCCGGAUGGAGACGUUCUUCCGUUACUCCUCGUGUUACCACAUUUCCGUGUCCCGGGUGCCAGCAUGACAUCGAUCUUGGGGAACGAGGGAUCAGCAUGCUCUUCCGCAACUUCACACUUGAGAGCAUCGUGGAGCGCUACAGACAGGCGGCCCGUGCGGCGGUGGCCAUCAUGUGCAACAUGUGUAAACCACCAGUUCAAGAGGCCACCAAAAGCUGCAUGGACUGCAAGGCCAGCUACUGCAAUGAAUGCUUCAAGAUGCACCACCCUUGGGGAACGCCUAAAGCCCAGCACGAGUACGUGGGGCCCACCGCCAACUUCAGACCAAAGGUGUUAAUGUGCCCUGAACACGAGAUGGAGAAAGUCAACAUGUACUGCGAGGUGUGUCGACGACCGGUGUGUCACCUCUGCAAGCUGGGCGGAUCUCACGCUAAUCACAAAGUGACUUCCAUGAGCAGUGCCUACAAGAUCCUUAAGGAGAAGCUGUCGAAGAGUAUCCAUUACUUAAUAAGCAAAGAGGACCAAGUGAGGGUUCAGAUUUCUGAGCUGGAGGUGUUGAUUCAUCAAACUGAGGAAAGCGGACAGCUCGCAGAGCGACGCGCCAACGAAUGCUUCGAACGACUCUUUGAGAUCCUUCAAGAAAGAAAAAGCGAGAUGUUGCGUUCCAUCGAGCAGUCGAGGACCCUGCGCGUGGAGCGUCUGCGUGCUCAGGUGGAGGGCUAUCAGGGGAUGCUGGAGAACAGCGGUUUGGUGGGCUACGCACAGGAAGUUCUCAAGGAGACCGAUCAGUCCUGCUUCGUGCAGACGGCUAAACAGCUUCACGUCAGGAUUCAGAAAGCCACAGAGUCACUGAGGACGUUCCAGCCGGCGGCGAACCCAUCGUUUCAGGAGUUUCUUCUGGACGCGACCGGGGCUGAAAUCUCACUCAAGGAUCUCAGCUUUGGGGGUGUUCCUGACCCUCCCGUGAUCGAUCUGUCCCGUUCACGUGUUUACAAUGAAGGUCUGAUCCACUGGAGGCUGUCUGAAGACGCUGUGCCAUCAGACCGUUACGUUGUAGAGUUCAGAAGUUUGAGCGGUGAGGACGGAGAGCCGGACUGCUGGAGGACGUCUGAGCCCGUGUUUGGCAGCAGUACGGUCGUCUCCGAUCUCGACAGCGACUGUCGAUACGUCUUCAGAGUGAAGGUCUGUCGUAAUGACGUCUUCAGCCCGUGCGGUCCUGAGGUGAUUUUUCACACCCCUCCAGCGCCAGUGUUUGGCUUUCUGUUUAACGAAAGAUGCGGAUUCAAUACUGAGCGACUGCAGCUGAGCAAACCCAGGGAUUCGGUGGAGAGCGCAGCUGGAAUGACUUUACUUCUGGCUGCUGAACGCGUGCAGACAGGAAGUUACAUCUGCCUUGACUACAUCACUGGAGAUACGGGCAUCUCGCAUGGACGCCAUUACUGGGCUUUCCGUGUGGAUCCCAAUUCAUACAUGGUGAAAGUGGGAGUGGCAUCUGACUCCAAACUAACAGAGUGGUUUCAUAACCCCCGCGAAACCAGCAGUCCCCGGUACGAUCAUGACAGCGGCCAUGACAGCGGGAGCGAGGACACCUGCUUGGAGACGUCACAACCCUUCACUUUGCUCACUGUGGGCAUGGGAAGGAUUUUUAUUCCCAAAGCCUCAAUCACUGCUUCCUCAGGGGAUCAGGGCAACCGCGUCCUCCCCAUGCCACAGAGAAUUGGAGUUUGCCUGGACUACGAUGCUGGUCGUGUCUUUUUCUAUGAUGCUGACACCAUGCGGUGCCUGUUUGAGAGACAAGUGGAAUGUUCUGGUACCAUGUACCCGGCGUUCGGGCUCUUGGGCGGUGGGGCGAUUCAUCUGGAGGAGUUUAUCACGGCCAAGCGGUUGUCAUACAUGUGAAAGUGUGUUUCGGAUGCUGGUUUCAUGCUUCUAAAUAACAGCCAAUCGUUAUGCGGUCGGUGAGUCUGAUUUGUGAGCUGAGUUCAACUUAAGACCCACGUGCCUUCGACAACAUCAGCCACGUAUCCACACAACACAUCAUCAGGUCUUGUGAAAAAACGCAUGCAACGCAGGGGCACUUUAAUACACAGUCACGUAACGCAAAGCCUCACGUUGACACUUUCUGAAUCGUGUGCACGUACACCAUGUUUUAUUCUUUCAUAGUUUACAUUCAGUUAAAUGAUCUUAAAAACAAGGGUUUCAAAGUUUUACACCGUAUGACAAAUCACACCUGAACCUGAUAGUUGAGUUGUGCACUAUUUAACUUUCUCUUUCUUUCUUUCUUUCUUUCUUUCUUAUUUUUUAUUAAUGUAGCAGCACCUGCAGCACUAAGCAUUAUUACACCGUUAAAUGUUUCAAACUCCUGUGUUCAAAAUUUGGUGCUCAGCGUAACCAAAAUCUGAUUUAUAUUAGGCAAGUUAUAACACCUUUACUAUGCACUGUCUUUGACGUGGCUGAUAUCUUGACUUACCUUAACUAAUAUGGCCUUACUGAAUAACUACAGACAGAUUACUGGCUAGAAAGAGAGUUUUAGUCAUUCAUUCAUCAGUGGGUCUGCAGACAAAGCGUCUAUAGCUUUUAAGCUACCUCUUAUUUAAAUCUUUGAUUAAUCAAAAGUGUGUUGUGUUGUUGUACGGCACUACUAGACUUGUUUUAUUUUGAACUCCUUUGGAGAAAACCUCAAAGAUGCUGAUGCGGUUGAUUAUUGAAGAUCUGCAUCAUCUUCAAGCGAGACGUCUCAUCGUUUCACAUCUGAAGCGCAGGUUUGAGUAACAUUUUAAAGGGACACUACACUUUUUUGAAAAUAUGCCCAUUUUCCAGCAAACUUUAAAAAAAAAGAGCUAAUUUUCAAAAAAAGUGGAGUGUCCCUUUAAGGACACAUCAUACUACUGAUGAGUGCGAUAUACUGGACAUUUAUUUCCCUCUUGGUCAAUCUCAUGAAUUAUUUUUAGCAGUAAAAACAAUGUAAUCCUACAAAUGGACAUUUAUAAUUGUGUGGUCACACUAUGUUAUGUCUGUUUAUGAGCAACCCAUGACUACUUUAAAUAAUUAAGGUUAUACGUGUGUGAGAUCAUUUAAAAAGUGAUGUAUAAUUAAUAUCUGUGUGGUGUUUCCAAAUCUCCUGCUAAACUGAGAUGAUUGUGUGUGACUAUCUGUAAUAUUUACUCGUUCCUUUUCUCCUCCUUGUCCUCACACGGUCACCUUCAGAAAGCUUGCACUGGAUGUUUUUUGCGGUUGUGAUUGAACAUUAAUGUUUUGGGAACCUGUAACCAAAUGCUUUGCUUGUUUCGUAUAAAUGUUCGACUGAGUCUCCUAUGAACUGUUGCGGUUUGUAGCGUAUGAGUGUGACAGUGAUCUGAAGUCAAUAGUUAAGGGAAAACUUUGUUAUUCACUGGUAAACUAACCACUUUAGUUCUCAAGCGUGCACUUUAAAGCAUGUAAGCUCGUGGGCUUGAUGCAAGUAGAUUUAAAGCAGUUGUAAUAACAUUUUAAACACAGCUGGCGCUGGAUAUGAUGCUUUAAUGGAAAUAAGUUAAUUGUCAACUGUCUUGAUGAUUUUAUUUUGAAUGUAGUGUGUUUUGUUUUUGGAUAAAAAAUAAAUGACUGUCCUUUUA
Molecule: messenger RNA, 5520 nt
Organism: Paramisgurnus dabryanus
Lineage: Eukaryota; Metazoa; Chordata; Actinopteri; Cypriniformes; Cobitidae
Source: RefSeq, a predicted model, not a curated record